AUGUGCAACACUUUGUUGCGGCUUAGACUUAAAAGCUUCUUAGCGCUCACAAGUCUCAGUUCUGAGGAAUCGGUGGAGAAGGCGCCUGAUCACAAAUUGGCUUCAAAACCUGCUAAGACCAGACUGGAACCGAAGGAGGCGCCAAAAGAACAACCACCGGAAGCUGGAUUUGAGUUUGCCAGAAGCUUGCCGGGCAGCCACUCUAGACACAUAGAAUCACAAGAGAGCGUUGUGGAUGAUCCAGUGGAACAUGACGACAUUGAAGAGGUUGUGGAACCUGCCGACCCCAAUCCGGAGUCGAAGGACCAGGUGACAGAUGGUCAUCACAAGGAGACAGCAGAAGUUGCGAAGGCAAAUCGUGAGCCAAUUGCGACUCCGUUUCCACCGGCUGAAUCUGUGGAGAAGGCGCCUGAUCACAUAUUGGCUUCAAAACCUGCUAAGACCAGACUGGAACCGAGGGAGACGCCAAAAGAACAACCACCGGAGCUUGCAGGAAGUUCUCUGGGCGACUCUAGACGCACACAGUUUGAAGAAAGCGCUGUGGAUGAUCCCAUGGAAAAUGGCGGCCUUGAAGAGGUUGUGGAACCUGCCGACCCCAAUCGGGUGCCGAAGGACCAGGUGACAGAUGGUCAUCACAAGGAGACAGCAGAAGUUGCGAAGGCAAAUCGUGAGCCAAUUGCGACUCCUUUUCCACCGGCUGAAUCGGUGGAGAAGGCGUUACCGACCUCACCAGCGAGCGGGAGCAUCUCUUUCCGAGCCGAAGCACAGGCAUUUUUUGGCACAGCGGCUGAAGUGCAUGAAGGCACGACCUUCCUGCCAGCGAACGCCUUGGGAAAGGAGGAGGAUGGAGACAUUUUCUUCACUCCUCGCAAGGUCCCAAACCGAAGGAUAUCCAGGAGUGUGAUUGGAUCUGCUGAAGAAUGGCACAGCUGCGAUUCCUCCGAAAGCAUGGAGGCUGACCGUGAGAAGAGGCGGAAGAACUCUACAGUGUCCAGCGACCAAGCAACGCCGCAGAACCGAAGCCGGAGCAAGACGCAAAGCCCAACCCCAUCGCCGUGGGCGAUAAGAACGGUGGCUGUGGACUUGCCAGAGGUGGUUUGUGAUGGAGUCACCAGCCCCGGCCGUGCCAUGCAACCUCGACACAGCAGUUGUCCACCAGAGAACGGAGCUGCAACUCGUGGGCCUUUCCACCUGCCGGGGCCAAUCCCAACACGACCAGAUCGGGGCCGUGCAGGGCAGCCAGCCGAACGGCCAGCGGAUCUGACGUCGCCCGGAUUGCGGCCCCCUGGGCCCUCUUCGCCCUCAACUGCAUCGCCCACCUCGCCCACCUCGCCGGCGCCAUCCCCAAAGACCUCAUCUUCAAAGCCCACAGACUCUCCGAAACCUGAGCCUGAUCUUUCCAAACAGCCCGACUCGCCGAAGCCAAGCUCGUCCCCGAAGGGAAAAGGUGCGCCGCCGAAAGGCAAAGGCAAAGAUGGAAAAGGUAAAGAUGCUGGCAAAGGCAAAGGCAAAGCAAAAGCUGAACCCAGGAAGCCCGACAUCAAACCUGGCGUCCAAGUGAAGCGACUGUUUUGGAACUCCUUCCGAGUGGAUAGUGGCCGCAACACAGUAUGGAAUGAGAUCGAUCUCGAAGGCGCUCCAAUCGACCUGAAGCAGCUGCAACAACUUGAGGAGCUCUUUUGCGAUGAGCCGGGGAAACGAUUUGCUUCACCCAGCCCAGAAGACCGCGAUCGCGUGAAGAAGAUUCAAGUGCUUGACACACAGCGACGGCGUCAGGUCUGUGUGAUGCUAGCACGAUUGCCCAACUCAUUGGAAGUGGCCCGGGCCUUGCAGUCGAUGGACUUCACUGCUUUGGACAGUGAACAGGUGGAGCUAUUACUCAUCAACUUGCCCUCGGACGAAGAAAUCAAAUUGCUGCAGCGAGCCAAAUCCGAACACACUAUUGACGAACUGCACGUUUGGGAUCAAGCGGAAGAAUUCCUGCUGACCUUCAUCGAGGUGCCUCAGUUUGAGUUGCGUCUCCGCGCUUGGCAUUUUCAAAAUGCCUUCGAAGAGCGUUUCCAAACCUUGGCUUCAGCCUUGCGUUGCGUCUCAGAGGGCUGCCAAUGUGUGCUGACCUCCACCUGCAUCCGACAUUUGCUGGGCAUCGUCCUCCAUGUCGGGAACUACUUGAAUGGUGGCACCCCUCGAGGGCGGGCGGACGGCUUUGCACUGGACACGUUGUUGCUGAUGCGAACCGUGAAGAUGUCACAAGAAAACAAAGCUGGCACUUUGGUUGACUACAUCGUUGCGCAAAUGGAGCGUGGUCACUCUGGUGAUUUGCAAAAGGUGUUUGCUCCGGGAGGCGAAUUCGAGCUGCUGAAGGCGGCCGCGCGGCACAAGGCGCAGGACCUCGCGGACGAGCUCCGCGCCUUCCGAGCCACCGCCGAUCAAGUCCACCAGAAGCUUUUUGGAGAUGAGUCUUUGAUUUCGUGCCGAGAGCUUUUGGAGUCGCGGCGAGAGAACCUGGCGGGUCUGGAAGACGAAUUGAAACUCAUGGAGUCAAACUACGAAGAGAUCGUCGUGUGGUUCUCCAUGGAGGACAAGGGCAUUCGCAAACCCACUGAUGAAUUCUUCGGAAUUUGGGCGAAGUUCUUGGCCGACGUCCAGAUGGCACGCAAGGCUUUUGAGGAGCAGGCAUUAAAGGAGAAGCGGAAGAACUCAAUGACUCGCCGCUUCUCGGUGAAGUUGGAGCGCAGCCGUCGCAGCUUGACUCCACGGAGGAGCGAGGUGCUGCCUUCACCAUCACGGCAAUGCUCUGAGGAUGCCAUGACAGAAGCCAUGACUGAAGAUGGCAGAGAAGAGCAGUAAGAAGAUGCCUUGAUCAGGUACCUGACACCGCUGGACAAAGCGGGCCAGCAGGGCGUGGGUCCAAAAUGGAUAUCCGUGAAGAAGCAUCAACUGGGUCCAAGGAUGCAUCUCGUUUCAUUUCGUGUUUGUUCAAGAAGGACCCGGACAUUUGAAUUCACAUGAUCUCUUGACGACAUCAAAUCUGUCAAGAUUUGCCUUUAGGUAAUAUGCCUCAGGAGAACCUAAUGCCAUAAGUUCAAGAAAAGCAAGGUUCUCUUGGGGCAUGCUUAAGAGAUUCCGAUCUCUCAUGACUAAAGAUUCUUGAGGGAUUCGUCUUAGAAAUUAAUGUACAUGACAUUUCGGCAAAUGCUCCAUCUUGCCUUCUGGAAACCGGUU
Durusdinium trenchii is the source of this 3225-nucleotide messenger RNA. NCBI's taxonomy places the organism in Eukaryota, Dinophyceae, Suessiales, Symbiodiniaceae. The record is from the annotation of a GenBank genome assembly.